Molecule: messenger RNA, 2106 nt
Organism: Asparagus officinalis (garden asparagus)
Lineage: Eukaryota; Viridiplantae; Streptophyta; Magnoliopsida; Asparagales; Asparagaceae
Product: ATP-dependent 6-phosphofructokinase 6-like
Exons: 14
Coding region: 104-1774 (556 amino acids)
Biological process (GO): glycolytic process; fructose 6-phosphate metabolic process
Cellular component (GO): cytoplasm
Molecular function (GO): ATP binding; 6-phosphofructokinase activity
Source: RefSeq, a predicted model, not a curated record
GUGGUUCGCUUCUCUCGUUAUAAAUUCAGAGCCUGGCUCCUAUUCAAUCUUAUUAUUAUCGCAUAAAGCUCCCUCAACCUUAAUUAAUUAACGACGUCUGACGAUGGGAUCCAUGUCUAAUUUCGACCAGCAGCAGGGCUCGAUCCCCAACAGCUCGAGCUUUGACCGCCUCCUCGAUCUUCGGAGCUCGCUCUCGUCGGUGAAGAGGGUGCCGUCGGCGUCGAAUCUGAGGUCGAGAUCAUCGUCGAUGGGAUCGGAGAACGGAACGCCGAAGAAAUCGGAUCCUAAGAUCGUUCGCGCUGCCGCUGGUUACGUCCUUGAGGAUGUGCCUCACGUGACUGAUUAUAUCAAGGGUUUGCCCACAUAUCCCAACCCGCUGCAAGAUAAUCCAGCAUAUUCAGUGGUGAAGCAAUAUUUUGUCAAUGAGGAUGAUACAGUUGCAUGUCAGAUUGUGGUUCAUAAGGCCAGUCCCAGAGGGACCCACUUCCGACGUGCUGGGCCCCGUCAGAAGGUGUACUUUGAGUCUGAUGAGGUGCAUGCGUGCAUAGUAACUUGCGGAGGCUUGUGCCCUGGGCUUAAUACUGUGAUCAGAGAAAUUGUCUGUGGCUUGUAUCACAUGUAUGGUGUUACCAGAAUCCUUGGAAUCGAGGGUGGAUACAAGGGUUUCUAUGCUCGCAAUACCAUUCCUUUGACACCCAAAAGUGUCAACGAUAUUCACAAAAGAGGGGGCACCGUCCUCAGCACAUCACGAGGUGGACAUGAUACUUCAAAGAUAGUAGAUAGCAUUCAAGAUCGUGGGAUCAAUCAGGUUUAUAUUAUUGGGGGUGAUGGAACUCAGAAGGGUGCUUCCGUUAUUUUUGAGGAAAUCCAAAGGCGCGGACUAAAAGUUGCUGUUGCUGGCAUCCCCAAAACAAUAGACAAUGAUAUUGCGGUUAUUGACAAGUCAUUUGGUUUUGAUACUGCUGUGGAGGAGGCCCAAAGGGCAAUUAAUGCAGCACAUGUUGAGGCUGAAAGUGUCGAAAAUGGUAUAGGUGUUGUGAAGUUAAUGGGUCGCUACAGUGGAUUCAUUGCAAUGUAUGCAACUCUUGCAAGCCGAGAUGUGGACUGUUGCUUGAUUCCUGAGUCACCCUUUUAUCUGGAGGGGAAGGGUGGCCUUCUUGAAUUUGUUGAAAAACGCCUAAAGGAGAGUGGGCACAUGGUUAUUGUUGUUGCUGAGGGUGCAGGGCAAGAGCUGAUGGCUGAAAGCAUAAGAACCAUGCAUAAUGAAGACGCUUCUGGAAAUAAGCUACUUCUUGAUGUUGGGCUUUGGUUGUCACAGAAGAUAAAGGAACACUUAACAAAAAAACAGAAGGUGUUAAAUCUCAAGUACAUAGAUCCAACAUACAUGAUUCGUGCAGUCCCUAGCAAUGCUUCAGACAAUGUUUACAGCACUUUGCUGGCUCAUAGUGCUAUCCAUGGUGCGAUGGCAGGGUACACUGGAUUCACUGUUGGACCUGUUAAUGGAAGGCAUGCUUAUAUACCUUUCCAUAGGAUUACUGAAACGCAGAACAAAGUAGUGAUUACUGACAGAAUGUGGGCAAGGUUGCUUUCAUCGACUAACCAGCCAAGCUUUCUCAGCCAAGUAGAUGUUGAGGAUGCAAAGAAGGAAGAACCUCCAGCUCAGUUCCUUCAAGGUGAUGAUAAGAAGCGAUGCAGUGAAGAGAGUGUAAGCAACAAUUGCUCAAAGCUAAGCAGCAGCUCAAGUCAGAAAUCAACGGGUCAGAAAUCAGCAUGAGGGCUCUCCCUUCCUGCUCCUCACCGUCUUCGUUCCAAAAGUUUACGCUGCUAUUUCAACCAGAAUGUAGUUUGCGCUAUUAGAUGGGAGCUUUGUAUUGUGUAUAGCAUUCACUUGAUAUUUAUGUAUCAUCCAGAAUCGAUAUUUUUUUUUUGUUCUUUUUUUUUAUCAUAAGAGGUUAUGCUAGAUUGAAUGUAGCAAGCCUUAUGAUGGAAAUAUCUUCUGUCAGCUUGAAGAGAGAUCUUGUUAACUGUAUGGAACUGGUUAGCUACCAGUUAAAUAAUAUUGUUACAAGAAGAAACAUCCGAUUAUAUGACGACUGUGACCCGGGA